AUGGCCGCCCAAACACAACCUGAAAUCAUCCUCUACGACCUGGCCUGCACCAAGAACGUCUGCUUCUCGCCCGCUGUCUGGCGCGUCCGCCUGAUGCUCAACUACAAACGAAUCCCGUACCAGACCAUCUUUGUCGAGUUUCCGGACAUUGAGCCGACGCUGAAAGGGCUAGGCAUCGCCCCCUCGAGCGGAACCAGUUCGUCAUCCCAGAUCAAGUACACCGUGCCGGCGAUCCACCACGUCUCGAGCAACACGUCCAUGAUGGAGUCGGGCGCGAUCGCCCAGUUCCUCGAAUCAACGUACCCGGACCCGCCGGUGCCGUUGACAUCGGAGCUCGGCCGGGAGAUCGAGACCCAAGCACGCGCCGUGGCUGGGAAGGUGUUCCGCGCGUCGAUAUUACCGCGCGAAGUGCACAUCCUGUCGCCCCGCGGGCAGGAGUACUUUCGGCGCACGCGCGAGGCUCCGCUAGGCGACCACCGCCGGCUCGAGGACCUACUUGAUGAGGCCAAAGAGGACGAGAGCUGGGCCGCUGUGGACGACGGCAUGCGCGCCGUGGGCGAGCUGAUGCGCACGAACCGCGCUGACGGGCCCUUUGUGCUGGGUGCCCGUCCCAGCUACACCGACUUCUUCAUCGCUGGGUCGCUCCAGAACGCGCGGGUGGUGGACGAGGGCGUGUUUCUGCGGAAUAUGCGCUACCCGGGCUUCAGGGACGUGUAUGAGGCGUGUGUGCCGUACAUGGAGAAGAAUGAUUGA
Fonsecaea nubica is the source of this 753-nucleotide messenger RNA. RefSeq lists its product as hypothetical. The transcript is spliced from 2 exons. The record is from RefSeq and is a predicted model, not a curated record. Bases 1 to 753 code for a protein of 250 amino acids. Lineage: Eukaryota; Fungi; Ascomycota; Eurotiomycetes; Chaetothyriales; Herpotrichiellaceae.